UCCCAAUUUUUUAUCUUUCAGCUUUUAAAACAAUUAAAUUUUAAUUAAUUUUAAAUAAAACAAAAAAAAAUCUCGACAAAACCUUUUUCUGAACGACACAACCGCAUCUCGACAAAACCUUCUUCUCCCACGAUCUCCAAAUCGAUCUCCACUUCUCAACAAUGGAACUACAAAAAGGUUUCAGAUCUCUCAAAAUCAAUAUUCCUUUCAGAUUACUUCUCACCCUUAUUCCCCGAUUUCUGAGAGCAAAAACCAAUGAUUUCUCAAUUUCUCAAUCAAUUGAACGGUGUAUUUCUCAAUUUCUCCCUAUCUCUACUGAGCCUCCGUCGUUUGAUUUGAAUCAAAGAUAUGCCGCUCGACAUUACACCUAUUUCCCAAUUAACUUUAGGCACUGAUCCAUGUAAAAUCAAUGUUCGAAUUGUCCGUCUUUGGGGUUUUCCAAAAAAGAAUAAACCAGAAGAAUUUACAGGAAUUGAUCUUCUCAUUGUGGAUGAAAAGGGAAGUAGGAUACAAGCUUCUGUAAAAGGAAAAUUACUCGAUAAAUUUCAGAAGGACUUAAAAGAAGGGAAAUGUUGUGUUCUUAUGAACUUUGAAUUAUGCCCAAAUCUAGGAAAAUUUCGGAGUUGUGACCAUCCUUACAAGAUCAAUUUCAUAUUCUACACAUGUGUUAAACCAAGCGAGGAGAUUCCUAAUCUAGAAGCGUGUUUCAACUUAUGUCCUUUUCCUGAGAUAUUAGCAAGAAGAAAUGAUGAUACUAUAUUCAUUGACAUUAUUGGUGAGAUUGUUGGGAUGAAUGAAGUUAAGAGUAUCACUACUGCUGAAGGUCCAACAAAGUUGCUUAAUCUUCAGCUUAAAGAUCUUGGGGAUUCACUUAUUGAUGUUGCCUUAUGGGGUAAACUUGCAGAAGAUGUCUACUCUAAUAUUAAAUCCCAACCAUCAGGUCCUGUUGUUUUUCUUGGAAGUUUGAUGAAGACUUUGCUAUAUCAAGGUAAAGGCACAGUUCAAAGCUCAAAAUUUACAACAAAAGCUUAUAUCAAUUCUCCACUACCAGAGAUUCUUCAGUUUCAAGAAGCGUUGUGCAACGAAGAACCAAGAUUAGCUAUUACUGAAAUAAUAUCUUCAAAGUCGGCUCAUAUUUCCAAACAAUCAUUUCACUUAUCUGAAAGAAAAACAAUCAUCGAACUCAUGGAAACUAACCAAGUACAUUGCACCAUGUGAAGCUGCGUGGAGGAUAUUUGGAUUUGAAAUACACUAUAGUAGUGUUCAUAUUCAAAGACUGAAUAUUCAUCUA
Arabidopsis lyrata subsp. lyrata is the source of this 1291-nucleotide messenger RNA. RefSeq lists its product as uncharacterized. Gene Ontology annotation, biological process: DNA recombination; DNA replication; DNA repair. The coding region runs from base 349 to 1218 and encodes 289 amino acids. Gene Ontology annotation, cellular component: nucleus. Lineage: Eukaryota; Viridiplantae; Streptophyta; Magnoliopsida; Brassicales; Brassicaceae. Gene Ontology annotation, molecular function: DNA binding. The transcript has 8 exons. The record is from RefSeq and is a predicted model, not a curated record.